CUCCGCUCCCCCUCCCCGGUGGUGAACAGCAGAUUUACUGUGGGUGUCACAGUCACCAGGACUUUAGCACCGAGCUGUCGCCAUGAGGUUGGUGUUUGCCGGAGAGUCUUAAAUGGACACAAUGGAGGAAAAUGCCAACGUACAGGAGACGAGCAAUAACAGCACCCCGAGCCUGGCACAGAGCAACAAAUUUGACAUAAAGCGCCAUGCCAUCACCGAUGACUACAAAGUGUCCAAGCAGGUGCUCGGCCUGGGCAUCAAUGGCAAAGUGCUGGAGUGUUACCGGAGAAACACCGGGCAGAAGUGCGCACUGAAGAUUCUCUAUGACAGCCCCAAGUCCCGGCGAGAGGUGGAAUACCACACCAGAGCAUCUGGAGGACCGCACAUUGUGUCAGUGCUGGAUGUCUAUGAAAACAUCCACAGAGGGAAGCGAUGUCUGCUGAUUGUCAUGGAGUGCAUGGAGGGAGGAGAGCUCUUCACCCGGAUCCAGAAGAGAGGGGACCAGGCCUUCACUGAGCGAGAGGCAUCUGAAAUCAUGCGUGACAUCGGAAUGGCCAUUCAGCAUCUCCAUGCACUCAACAUUGCUCACAGAGAUGUCAAGCCUGAGAAUCUCCUCUACACGUCCAAGGACAGCAAUGCGGAGCUGAAGAUAACUGAUUUCGGCUUUUCUAAGGAGACGACAAUUCAUAACGCACUGCAGACUCCGUGCUACACUCCCUACUAUGUGGCUCCUGAGGUGCUGGGUCCAGAAAAGUAUGACAAAUCAUGUGACAUGUGGUCUCUGGGGGUCAUCAUGUACAUCCUGCUCUGUGGUUACCCUCCUUUCUAUUCCAACACUGGCCAAGCCAUCUCUCCUGGGAUGAAGAAGAGAAUCCGUAUGGGGCAGUAUGAAUUUCCAGCACCGGAGUGGAAUGAUGUAUCAGAAGAAGCCAAACAGAUGAUCCAGCAUCUUCUGAGGACAGAGCCAACAGAGCGGAUGACAAUCACCUAUUUCAUGAACCACCCCUGGAUAAAUCAGUCUAUGGUAGUCCCACAGACCCCACUGCACACGGCUCGUGUCCUGCAGGAGGACAAAGAACAUUGGGACGAAGUUAAGGAGGAAAUGACUAGUGCUCUGGCCACCAUGAGAGUCGACUAUGACCAAGUGAAGAUAAAGGAUCUCAACUCAUCCACCAACAGAUUAUUAAACAAACGCCGCAAGAAACAAGUUGAUGGAACUGUGCCCCCUCCUGGCUGCAACAACCAAUAGGACUGUAAAGGAACUGCUGCAGACAUUGGGGUCAUGACUAUGCUGUCAAAGGGUCGGAGUCUGUGUGUGACUGUACAAUAUUUUUAUGGUCUUUUAAUUUACUGUAGAAUGUUUGGAAGGCCCCACUUCGGGGUCCCGCACCCAGUGUGUACAUACAUAUACAUAUUUAUGGAAACUGGCUGUUGAGAAAUCACUUUUGUCUCAGGGUGUUGUAAUGAUGAAUAUUUUACAUGAAAUCCUUUUAUCCAUGUGA
This is a messenger RNA of Hyla sarda, 1502 nucleotides long. It is a transcript of the gene MAPKAPK3, whose product is annotated as MAPK activated protein kinase 3. The coding region runs from base 113 to 1249 and encodes 378 amino acids. Lineage: Eukaryota; Metazoa; Chordata; Amphibia; Anura; Hylidae. Gene Ontology annotation, biological process: response to cytokine; intracellular signal transduction; protein autophosphorylation. The transcript has 10 exons. Gene Ontology annotation, molecular function: calcium/calmodulin-dependent protein kinase activity; mitogen-activated protein kinase binding; calcium-dependent protein serine/threonine kinase activity. The record is from RefSeq and is a predicted model, not a curated record. Gene Ontology annotation, cellular component: nucleus; cytoplasm.